This is a messenger RNA of Lacerta agilis (Sand lizard), 15087 nucleotides long. RefSeq names its product FAT atypical cadherin 1 (gene FAT1). Gene Ontology annotation, biological process: homophilic cell-cell adhesion. Gene Ontology annotation, cellular component: plasma membrane. The coding region runs from base 308 to 14182 and encodes 4624 amino acids. The record is from RefSeq and is a predicted model, not a curated record. NCBI's taxonomy places the organism in Eukaryota, Metazoa, Chordata, Lepidosauria, Squamata, Lacertidae. The transcript is spliced from 29 exons. Gene Ontology annotation, molecular function: calcium ion binding.
AGAAAGAAAAAGCGCAAGCUCGCGAGGAGACGCUGCCCGGCUGCUGGCCAUGCCGGACGGGGAGCUCCAGGUCCCUCGGGUGGGGAAGCGGCUUCCCCCUCGGGCGAGGCAGCGCUGAGCGGCGAGGAACAGGGCGCCCGCUCGCCCUUGCCCGGGGGAGAAACUUCGUGGGAAGAAAGUUGUUGGAGAGCCAGCAGGGCGCCUUCUUCCCCCGGCUGAGGCGCCACGGAGGAGAAACUUGGGAAACAACUGGGCGCGCAGGAGGAGUUUGAGCCGGACUUGAGGCAGGUUUUUGGAACUUGCCUCCAUGGAGAGCCAUUUGACCAUGUUGCUGCUGCUCCUGUUGCUGCUUGUGCAGCAUUUUGGAAACACUGAAGGAAACCCAAGACUGCAUCACACAUCGCCAAUGCAGUUUACCCAAACUCAUUACAAUGCCACAGUAUACGAAAACUCUGCAGCCAAGACUUACGUUGGACAUCCGGUGAAAAUGGGCAUUUAUAUCACGGACUUGCUGUGGGAUAUAAAAUACAAAAUAAUUUCUGGGGAUAACGAGAACCUGUUCAAAGCGGAAGAGUAUAUAUUGGGAGACUUUUGCUUUUUACGAAUACGGACCAAGGGAGGGAACACAGCUAUACUUAACAGGGAAGUCAAAGACCAUUACGUGUUAACUGUCAAAGCAAUAGAGAAGAACACAAAUAUGGAAGCUCGUACAAGAGUCCGAGUGCAAGUGUUGGAUACAAAUGACUUACGGCCUUUGUUUUCUCCAACUUCUUACAGUGUUUCAUUGCUUGAGAAUACAGCAAUAAGGACGAGCAUUGCCAGGGUUAGCGCAACAGAUGCAGAUAUUGGAACCAAUGGAGAGUUUUAUUACAGUUUUAAAGAGAGGACAGAUAUGUUUGCUAUACAUCCAACCAGCGGCAUAAUAGUCCUGACUGGCAGACUUGACUAUUCAGAGACAAACGUUUAUGAAAUGGAAAUCCUUGCUGUGGAUCGUGGGAUGAAAUUGUAUGGCAGUAGUGGCAUCAGCAGCAUGGCAAGGUUGACUGUUCAUAUAGAGCAGGCUAAUGAGUACGCUCCGGUUAUCACGGCCCUUACGUUGGCACCUUCAGAGCUGGACAAGGAUCCAUCAUAUGCAAUCAUAACAGUUGAGGACAGGGAUCACGGUUCAAAUGGAGAGGUAGCAUCUCUGAGCAUUGUGGCAGGUGACCCGCUUCAGCAGUUUAAAACUGUGAGGACUUUUCCAGGAGGAAAAGAAUAUAAAAUAAAAGCUGUUGGCAGUAUCGAUUGGGAGAGCCAACCGUUUGGCUAUAAUCUAACUCUGCAAGCUAAAGAUAAAGGAAAUCCUCCAAAAUUUUCUUCUGUCAAAGUAAUUCAUGUGGCAUCCCCCAAAUUUAGAUCGGGACCAGUCCAGUUUGAAAGAGCUGUUUACAGGGCAGAAAUAAGUGAAUUUGCCCCGCCAAACACUCCUGUGGUUGUGGUAAAAACUUUGCCUAAUUAUCCCCAUUUGAAAUACGUGUUUAGAAACACACCAAGCAAAAUCAGAUUCCACUUGAAUCCUUAUACUGGCCUUGUUAGUACUUUAGAUCCCAUAAAUGCACAGCAUGCAUCCCAUAUUGAAUUUGACGUUAUGACAAGUGACAGAAAAGCCUCUGCAAAAGUAUUGAUUAAAGUUAUAGAUAUGAAUACUCAUUCCCCUGAAUUUACCCAGACUUCUUAUAAAGCUUCAUUUGAUGAGAAUGUUCCUAUAGGUACAAGUGUCAUGAGUGUGAGUGCGAAAGAUCUUGAUGAAGGUGAGAAUGGCUAUGUGACAUAUAGUAUUGCAAAUAUAAGCCCUGUUCCUUUUGUGAUAAACCACUUUACUGGUGUUAUCAGUACCUCUGAAAACUUGGAUUAUGAAUUAAUGCCAAGAAUCUAUAAAUUGAGAAUUCGAGCUUCUGAUUGGGGCACACCGUAUCGCCGAGAAGUUGAAGUCCCUGUUACUAUAGCUUUAAAUAAUUUGAAUGAUAACACUCCACUGUUUGAGAAAAUAAAUUGUGAGGGAACAAUCCCCAGGGAACUUGUUGUUGGAGAACAAAUAACAACUGUGUCUGCUAUUGAUGCUGAUGAGCUGCAGCUGGUACAAUACCAAAUUGAAUCUGGAAAUGAAUUAGAUUUAUUUAGUUUAAAUCCAAACUCUGGGGUGCUUUCCUUGAAACAGUCAUUAGGAGAUGGCUUGGGUGCAAAAGCAACUUUUCAUAGCUUGAGAAUAACAGCCACAGAUGGAGAAAAUUUGUCAGCUCCAUUAUAUAUUAACAUUACUGUCAUUGCAAGCCGCAAACCAGUAUACUUGCAAUGUGAAGAGACUGGCGUAGCCAAAAUGCUGGCAGAGAAACUUCUGCAGGCAAAUAAGCUGCAUGGUCGUGGUGAAGCCGAUGAUGUGUUUUUUGACACUUACUCUGUGAAUCUGCAUGCACCCCAGCUUGGAAAUAGCCUUCCCAGAAGCAUUGAGGUAAAAGAAGAUCAACUCAUCGGUUCCAGCAUCAUACAUUUGAAUGCUAGUGAUCUAGAUACUGGUUUCAAUGGAAAGCUUGUCUAUGCUAUCUCUGGAGGUAAUAACGACAGCAGCUUUAUCAUUGGUAUGGAGACAGGAAUUCUAAAAAUCCUUUCUGCCCUUGACCGAGAAGUAAAAGAUAAAUAUACAUUGAAUAUUACUGUUUAUGAUCUUGGGAUACCGCAAAAGUCUGACUGGCAUCUUUUAGAUAUCAGGGUUCUAGAUGCCAAUGACAAUCGUCCAGAAUUCUUACAGGAUAGCUAUUUUGUGGACGUGACUGAAAACACGAACCUAAAUACGGAAAUCAUUCAAAUAGAAGCCAUUGAUAAAGACUUGGGGACUAAUGGGGAAGUGAGAUACUCUUUUCUUACAGAUACUGACACGUUUGCCAUUGAUAGCGUGACGGGUAUUGUGAAAGUAGUGGGGCCUCUGGAUCGUGAAGAGCAACCUGUGUAUUUUCUGAAAAUAGAGGCCAUGGACCAAGCUAAAGAAGAAGCACAGUUAUCUUCCACCGUUCUGCUGAAGGUGUCUUUAGAAGAUGUCAACGAUAAUCCUCCGAAAUUCAUCCCAUCCAAUUACCGUGUGAAAAUUCGAGAAGACCUUCCGGAAGGAACAAUCAUCACAUGGCUAGAAGCCCACGAUCCUGACUUGGGCCAGUCAAGCCAAGUGCGGUACAGCCUUUUAGAUGGUGGGGAUGGAAGUUUUGACAUAGAUAAACUUAGUGGAGCAAUUCGUAUUGUACAGAGGCUGGAUUUUGAGAGAAAACAAGUUUAUAAUCUGACGGUACGGGCCAAAGACAAAGGCAAACCAGUGUCAUUGUCGUCUACCUGUUACAUUGAGAUUGAAGUAGUUGAUGUCAACGAAAACCUCCACCCUCCACGCUUUCCCAGCUUUGUGGAUAAAGGUUUUGUAAGUGAAGAUGUUCCCAUUGGUACUUCAGUGAUGACUCUUUCAGCUUAUGAUGAGGAUACAGGAAGAGAUGGUGAGAUCAGAUACUCGAUAAGGGAUGGAUCUGGUGUUGGAAUUUUCAAAAUAGAUGAAGAAACAGGUACAAUAGCCACUGUUGAUUUGCUUGACCGGGAGACUACUUCCCAUUACUGGCUUACUGUUUAUGCAACAGACAGGGGCGUUGUGCCUCUGUCUUCCUUCGUUGAAAUCUAUAUAGAAGUUGGGGACGUCAACGACAAUGCUCCGCAGACGACUCAGGCUGUUUAUUACCCAGAAGUCAUGGAAAAUUCACCUAAGGAUAUGUCGGUCAUUCAGAUUGAGGCAUUUGAUGCAGACUCAGGGUCCAAUGACAAGCUGACCUACAAGAUUACCAGUGGAAAUCCACAGGGAUUCUUCUUCAUUAAUCCAAAAACUGGUCUAAUUACAACAACAUCAAGGAAACUUGAUCGGGAGCAGCAAGCAGAACACAUAUUAGAGGUAACAGUUGCAGACAGUGGUAUACCAGCAAAGUCGACUCUUGCCCGCGUCAUUGUGAAGAUCUUAGAUGAAAAUGAUAGCAGACCUCAGUUCUUGCAAAAGUUCUAUCAGAUCAAAUUGCCUGAGCGUGAGAAACCAGAGAGAGAGAGGACUGCCAGGAGGGAGCCUAUCUAUCGCGUAGUAGCUGCAGAUAAAGAUGAAGGUCCCAAUGCGGAAAUAUCUUACAGCAUUGAAGAUGGUGAUGAGCAAGGCAAAUUUUUUAUCGACCCAAUAACUGGAGUGGUCUCCUCUAAGAAGUAUUCUGGAGCUGGGGAAUAUGACAUUCUCACAAUUAAAGCAGUGGAUAAUGGUCGCCCCCAAAAGUCUUCAACAGCUCGGCUUCAUAUAGAAUGGAUCACAAAACCCAGUCCAGCCCCUGAACCAAUUUCUUUUGAGGAAUCCUUUUUUUCUUUUACUGUCAUGGAAAGUGAUCCAGUCGCUCACAUGAUUGGAGUAAUAGCUGUGGAGCCUCUUGGCACUCCGCUCUGGUUUGAUAUUACAGGUGGCAACUAUGACAGCCGCUUUGAUGUGGACAAGGGCACUGGAACCAUCGUUGUCGCUAAACCUCUUGAUGCAGAACAGAAAUCAAAUUACAAUCUGACAGUAGAAGCAACAGAUGGAACUAGGACUAUUGGCACUCAGGUGUACAUUCAGGUAAUAGACACGAAUGACCACAGGCCUGAGUUUUCUACAUUAGAAUACCAAGUCAUUAUUCCAGAGGACACAGUUCCAGAGACGGAAAUUUUGCAAGUCAGUGCUUCAGACAGGGAUGAAAAGAAUAAGCUAAUUUAUACUAUGCAAAAUAGCGUUGACCCCAUCAGCCUUAAGAAAUUUCGCCUGGAUCCUGCAACUGGCUCUCUCUACACUUCUGAAAGAUUGGAUCAUGAGGUCAUUCAUCAACACAUUCUCACAGUGAUGGUGCGGGAUCAAGACGUUCCUGUCAAGCGCAACUUUGCUAGAAUUAUCAUCAACGUUAGUGACACAAACGAUCAUGCGCCAUGGUUCACCAGUUCUUCCUAUGAAGGGAGAGUAUAUGAGUCAGCAGCUGUUGGAUCUGUAAUUCUCCAUGUAUCAGCACUGGACAAGGAUAAAGGGGAAAAUGCAGAAAUUGUGUACUCCAUAGAAUCAGGAAAUACCAGAAACGCUUUUAAUAUACAUCCAAUCUUAGGCAGUAUUACCACUGCAAAAGAAUUGGACCGCAGCAGUCAGGAUGAAUACACUUUGAUGGUGAAGGCUACGGACAAAGGAAACCCUCCGAAGAGUGAAGUAACAUCUGUGCACAUUUCAGUCACGAUCUCUGAUAACGCAUCGCCAAAAUUCACAAUGCGAGAAUAUUCCACGGAAAUAAGUGAAGGCAGCAGUAUUGGCAGUUUCAUUGGAAUGGUCACGGCAUUCAGCCAGUCAUCUGUAGUUUAUGAGAUAAAAGAUGGUAAUAUAGGUGAUGUCUUCACUAUCAACCCAAAUUCCGGUGUCAUCACCUCCCAGAAGACACUCGAUUUUGAAAUGUUGCCUUUUUAUAGUCUGACUGUACAGGCAACCAACAUGGCUGGCCAGUCCACGAACACUACUGUAUUGGUGCAUCUUCAAGAUGAGAACGAUAAUGCACCAGCUUUUACACAAGCAGAAUACACAGGACUCAUCAGCGAAUCGGCUUCUGUUAACAGCGUGGUUCUGACAGACAGGAAUGUUCCAUUAGUAAUACGUGCUACGGAUGCUGACAAAGAAACAAACGCUUUGCUCGUCUAUCAGAUUGUCGAGCCAUCUGCCCACAAGUACUUUGCCAUUGAUUCUAGUACAGGAGCCAUUCGUACAGUAAUGAGUUUGGACUAUGAAGAGACGAGUAUAUUUCGCUUUUCGGUGAAUGUGUAUGACAUGGGGACGCCGCGCUUAUUUGCAGAAUAUGCAGCCAAUGUUACCAUUUACGUAAUCGACAUCAACGAUUGCCCUCCUGUGUUCUCUAAAGAUCUGUACGAAGCAACUGUUUUGGUACCAACCUAUAAAGGAGUGAAAGUUGUUUCGGUCAAUGCCACAGAUGCUGAUUCAGAAGUCUUUUCACAACUAAUGUAUUCUAUCACUGAAGGAAACAUUGGAGAAAAAUUUUCGAUCGAUUCCAAGACUGGGCAGAUAACCGUACAAAACACGAGUCAGUUAAGAAGCAGAUAUGAAUUGACCGUCAGAGCGUCUGAUGGCCGGUUUUCAAGCACCACCUCUGUAAAAAUUAAUGUGAAAGAGAGUAAGGCAAGUCAGCUAAAGUUCACGCAGAGUUCCUACAGUGCUGUGGUCCAAGAGAAUUCCACGGAGGCGAAAACAAUAGCUGUUAUCACUGCUAUAGGGAGUCAAAUAAAUGAGCCUUUGUUUUAUCAUAUUCUAAACCCAGACAUUAGGUUUAAAAUUAGCUACACUUCAGGAGUCCUUUCAACUACCGGAAUACCGUUUGAUCGUGAGCUGCAGGAAUCUUUUGAUAUUGUGGUGGAAGUGACUGCAGAGCAUAAGCCAUCCCUAAUUGCACAUGUUGUGGUAAAGGUCACUGUAGAAGACAUGAAUGAUAAUGCCCCUGUUUUUGUCAACCUUCCUUAUUAUGCCACAGUUAAAAUAGAUACUGAAGUGGGCCAUGUUAUUCGGUCGGUCACUGCUGUGGAUAAAGACAUUGGCAGAAAUGGACAAGUGCACUAUUACCUCAAGGAACGCUAUGGCCACUUCCAGAUAGGAGAUGCUGGUGAAAUCUCUCUCAAGAAACAGUUUGACCCAGACACACUAAAUAAAGAAUAUCUCCUCACUGUGGUCGCAAAGGAUGGUGGAGAGCCGAGUUUUUCUGCUGAAGUGACAGUCCCUAUCACGGUUGUGAAUAAAGCCAUGCCAGUAUUUGAAAGAGCUUUCUACAGUGCAGAGAUACCAGAAAACAUCCAAAUCCAUAGUCCUGUUGUUCAUGUGCAAGCAAACAGCCCAGAAGGGCUCAAAGUGUUUUAUAGCAUUACAGAUGGAGACCCUUUCAGUCAGUUUACUAUAAACUUUAACACAGGAGUAAUCAAUACUUUUGCCCCUCUAGAUUUUGAGUCCCACCCUGCCUACAAACUGAGCGUACGUGCGACUGAUUCCUUGACUGGAGCCCAUGCCGAGGUGUUUGUUGACAUAAUAGUCGAAGACAUCAACGAUAAUCCUCCCAUCUUUACAGAGCAAUUUUACGUCGCCACCCUUUCUGAGGCUUCAGUAAUUGGAACAUCUGUUGUACAAGUCAGGGCUACAGAUGCCGAUUCUGGAGCAAACAGAGGGAUUUCUUAUCACUUGGUACAAAACAACAGUGAGGGCCAUGAUUAUUUUCACAUAGAUAGUAGCACUGGGCUCAUUCUGACAGCAAGGGGUUUGGAUUAUGAACAGAUUCAGCAUCACACAUUGCUAGUAAGAACAAUAGACAGCGGAAUGCCUCCACUGAGCACGGACAUUAUUGUAAGCGUUGAUGUAACAGACCUGAAUGAUAACCCACCAGUCUUUAACCAGCUGCUUUAUGAAGCUAACAUCAGUGAAUUGGCUCCCCGUGGGCACUUUGUAACUUGUGUAAAGGCCUCCGAUGCGGACAGUUCAGAUACAGAGAAGCUGGAGUAUUCCAUAUUAACAGGCAAUGAUCAUAUGAAUUUUGCAAUCAACAGCCAAACGGGGGUCAUCACCCUUUCAAACUUGCACAAACAGUCUCUGAAGCCCGUUUACCGUCUUAAUGUCUCUGUUUCUGAUGGGGUCUUCAGAAGUUCCGCUCAGGUUCUCAUAAAUGUUAUUGCAGCCAAUUUGCACAGCCCCGUUUUUGGUCAGAAUGAAUAUGAAGUGGAACUAGCCGAGAAUGCUCCAUUGCACACCCUGGUGACAGAAGUUAAAGCAACCGACAAAGAUACUGGCAGCUAUGGAUACAUCACAUACCAUAUUGUGAACGAUUUUGCAAAAGAUAGGUUUUAUACUAAUGAAAGGGGGCAGAUAUUUACUCUGGAAAAGCUUGAUCGCGAAACUCAAGCUGAAAAAGUAAUCUUCAUUAGGUUAAUGGCCAAGGAUUCUGGCGGGAAAGUGGCUUUUUGCAGCAUCAACGUAAUACUUACUGACGUUAAUGAUAAUGCCCCUUUGUUCCGAGCAAUGGAAUAUGAAGUAAACAUUGGGUCUAAUGUUCCAAAAGGCACAUCUGUCAUCAAGGUUUUAGCUUCGGAUGCCGAUGAAGGCACCAAUGCAGACAUCACCUAUACAAUCGAAGCCGAUUCUGAAAACGUUCAAGAGAAUUUAGAAAUCGAUCACUUGACAGGCGUCAUAACCACGAAAGAAAGUUUAAUUGGUUUAGAAAAUGAGUUUCUCACUUUCUUUGUCAGAGCGCAGGAUGGUGGAUCUCCCAAAAAGGAUUCCAGGGUUCCUCUCUAUGUUAGAAUACUCCCCCCUGAAGUAUCUCUGCCAAAAUUUUCAGAACCGUUUUAUUCUUACACACUUUCUGAAGAUACUCCGAUUGGAACGGAGAUUGACAUUGUGCGAGCAGAGCACACACAGCCGUUGCUGUACACCCUUGUUAAGGGGAGUGCCCCAGAAAGCAACAGAGAUGAUUUUUUUGUGAUAGACAAGCAGAAUGGAAGGCUGAAACUUGAAAAGAGCCUUGAUCACGAGACAACUAAGUGGUACCAGUUCUCAGUGCUAGCAUACUAUUUAAAUGAAGAAUACAGAGUUGUUUCCUCUGUUGACAUAAGCAUUCAAAUAAAAGACACAAAUGACCACAAACCAAUCUUAGAAUCCAAUCCAUAUGAAGCGUACAUUGUGGAAAACAUGCCAGUAGGAACAAAAGUCAUACAAGUGAAAGCACUUGACCAGGAUUCGGGGAUGAAUGGGCAGGUAACGUACAGGCUAGAGACACCACAACAAGAUACUGACAUUGCAGAGUCUUUUGCCAUAAACAUGGAAACAGGCUGGAUUACGACACUGAGAGAGCUUGACCACGAAAAGCAGGACAAGUACAGAAUUACUGUGGUGGCAUCUGAUCGUGCUGAGAAAAUGCAGUUGUCAUCCACUGCGAUUGUUGAAGUUUCCGUGACUGACGUGAAUGACAACCCUCCUCGCUUCACUGCAGAGAUCUAUAAAGGGACAGUCAGUGAAGAUGACCCAACAGGAGGAGUCGUUGCUAUUUUAAGCACCACGGACGCUGAUUCAGAAGAUGCUAACAGACAGGUCAACUAUUUCAUUACAGGAGGCGAUCCAUUGGGGCAGUUUGCUGUAGAAAAUAUCGAGAACGAUUGGAAAGUAUAUGUCCGAAAACCUCUGGACAGAGAAGUAAAGGAUAAUUAUCUUCUGAAUAUCACCGCUACUGAUGGGAUGUUCACAACAAAAGCUGUGGUGGAAGUGAAGGUCCUUGAUUCGAAUGACAACAGCCCUGUUUGUGAAAAGGCAUUGUACACGGAGUCUGUCCCAGAAGAUUCCCUGCCUGGCAAACUCAUCAUGCAGGUCUCAGCCACAGAUGCAGAUAUUCGCUCCAACGCAGAAAUAACUUACACAUUACACGGUCCUGGAGCAGAAGAUUUCAUGCUUAGUCCAGAAACAGGUGAGCUGAAAACACUAGGGGCACUUGACCGUGAGCAGAAAGCAGUAUAUACUCUUAUGGUCAAGGCAUCAGAUGGAGGAGGAAGGUUUUGCCAGGCUAAAAUUAUUCUGAUAAUAGAAGAUAUGAAUGAUAACACCCCAGAGUUCACAGCAGACCCAUACUCCAUCACAGUAUUUGAGAACACGGAGGUGAAAACUCUGUUGACAAGAGUGCAAGCCACAGAUGCUGAUGCAGGAUUAAAUCGAAAGAUUCACUACUCCCUGAUAAAUUCCGCAGAUGGGCAGUUUUCUAUUGAUGAAUUCUCUGGAAUUGUUCGGUUGGAAAGGCCUUUGGAUCGGGAGCUACAUGCUGUGUAUUCUCUGACUUUGAAAGCUGAGGAUGAAGGUUCCCCAAGAAGGCUGUCGUCUGUUGGCACCCUUGUUAUUUCUGUUCUGGAUAUAAAUGAUAACCCACCUGUCUUCGAGUACAAAGAGUACAGUGCAACUGUAUCAGAAGACACAGUGGUUGGAAUGGAGGUUCUUCAGGUCUAUGCUGCUAGCCGGGACAUCGAAGCUAAUGCCGAAAUCACCUAUUCUAUCAUCAGUGGAAAUGAACAUGGGAAAUUCAGUAUUGAUUCAAAAACAGGUGCUAUUUUUAUUAUUGGAACCCUUGAUUAUGAGAGCUCCCCGGAGUAUUAUCUGACAGUGGAAGCCACAGAUGGAGGGACACCUUCCUUGAGUGACGUUGUGACAGUAAAUAUAAAUGUAACAGAUAUCAAUGACAACACUCCUGUAUUCAGUCAAGACACUUACACAGCAGUAAUCAGUGAAGAUGCUGAAGUUGAACAAUCGGUUAUUACAGUUAUGGCAGCAGAUCCUGAUGGGCCUUCAAACAACCACAUUCGCUACACAAUUAUCGAUGGCAACCAAGGGAGCCCUUUCACAAUUGACCCGACCUUGGGUGAAGUUAAGGUGGCAAAACCUCUCGACAGAGAGAAGGUUUCUGGUUACACUCUGACAGUUCAAGCAUCUGACAAUGGAAACCCGCCUAGAGUCAACACAACUACAGUUAAUAUUGAUGUAUCUGAUGUGAAUGACAACCCACCAGUGUUUUCCAAGGAGAACUACAGCAUUAUUAUCCAGGAAAAUAAGCCAGUUGGGUUUAAUGUCCAGCAGCUGAUGGUAACAGACAAGGAUUCUUCCCACAAUGGGCCACCUUUCCUUUUCACCUUUGUGAGUGGGAAUGAAGACAGCGCUUUUGAGAUUACUCAACAAGGAGUACUUACAACCGCUAUUCAACUAAAACGCAAAGUGAAGGAUCAUUAUUUUCUUCACGUUAAGGUGGCUGAUAAUGGAAGACCUCAGUUGUCAUCCUUGACUUACGUGGACAUUAGGGUCAUUGAGGAAAGCAUCCAUCCUCCAGCAAUUCUGCCCUUGGAAAUCUUCAUCACCACCUUUGGGGAGGAAUAUUCUGGCGGUGUCAUUGGAAAAGUACAUGCAACUGAUCAAGAUGUUUAUGACACUUUAACGUACCAUCUGGAUCCCAAGAUGGACUCAGUGUUCUCUGUCUCUAGCACAGGUGGUAAGGUGAUAGCUCACAAAAGGCUAGAUGUAGGACAAUACCUGCUGAAUGUUACCGUUACAGAUGGAAAGUUUACUACCGCAGCUGUCGUUUCAGUCCAUAUCAGACAAAUCACGCAGGAACUGUUGAACCACAGUAUAGCUUUCCGUUUUGCCAACCUUGCCCCAGAGGAGUUCAUCGGUGACUAUUGGCGCAAUUUUCAGAGGGCUCUGAGGACCACCUUGGGAGUCAGAAGAAACGACAUACAGAUUAUUAGCUUGCAACCGUCUGAUCCUCCAUUGAACCUUGACGUGCUGCUGCUUGUAGAAAAGUCUGCUGGUUCUCAGCAUUCAACCAGAGCCCUACUCCAUAAGAUCAACUCCUCUGUGGCUGACCUUGAAGAGACCUUGGGCGUCCGGAUACUCAGCGUUUUCCUCAAGCUGUGUUCAGGCCUGGAUUGCCCUUGGAAAUUUUGUGAAGAAAGAGUGACCCUAGAUGAGAACAUCAUGUCAACUCACAGCACUGCCAGGCUGAGUUUUGUCACACCGCAUCACCGGAGAACUGCAGUCUGUCUUUGUACAGAAGGAAGCUGUCCCCUUGUGAGCAGUGCCUGUGAGGGGAAUCCAUGCCCUGAAGGUACAGAAUGUAUAGCAGAUCCCAGAGAAGGAAAGUUUACUUGCGUUUGCCACGGAAGCAACAGUGCCCAGUGCCCUGUAUCGGUUGGACCUUCAGUGACUUUUACUGGAAGCAGCUACAUGAAGUAUCGCCUCAUGGAAAACGAGAACAAGGAAGAAAUGAAGCUCACGAUGAGACUCAGGACGUACUCGACUCAAGCGGUUGUUAUGUAUGCCCGAGGAACGGACUAUAGCAUUUUAGAGAUCCACCAUGGGAGGCUGCAGUACAAAUUUGACUGCGGAAGUGGCCCUGGGAUUGUGUCUGUGCAGAGCACACAGAUCAACGAUGGCCAGUGGCAUUCGGUGUCCCUUGAAGUUGAUGGGAACUAUGCCAAGCUGAUUCUGGACAGGGUACACACCGCAUCUGGCAUUGCUCCUGGCACUUUAAGGACACUGAACCUGGACAACCAUGUGUUUUUUGGUGGUCACAUUCGGCAGCAAGGCACAAGGCAUGGAAGGAGUCCGCAGGUUAGCAAUGGCUUCAGAGGCUGUAUGGAUUCCAUUGUACUAAAUGGACAAGAAUUGCCCCUGAACAGCAAACCACGGAGUUACGCACACAUGGAAGAAUCUGUGGGUGUAUCCCCUGGGUGUUUACUGACUAUGACAGAGGAUUGUUCUAGUAGUCCUUGCCAGAAUGGGGGCAUUUGUAACCCACUACCCAGUGGAGGUUACUUUUGUAAAUGUCCACCUUUAUUCAUGGGCACUCACUGUGAUUUAAGUGUCAACCCAUGUGCUUCCAACCCGUGCCUUUAUGGCGGCACUUGCAUUUCCGUCAGUGAUGAUUUCAUCUGCCAGUGCAGAGGACUGUACACCGGUCAGAGGUGUCAGAUUGGUCCAUAUUGCAAAGACAACCCCUGCAAAAAUAGUGGGAAGUGUAUUGAUAGUUUAGAUGGACCUGUUUGUGAAUGUGAAGCAGGUUUUCAUGGAGACAGGUGUUUAACCGAUGUUGAUGAAUGCUUGGAAAGCCCGUGUCAGAACGGCGCUCUCUGUGAGAACACAUACGGUGCCUAUCACUGCAAUUGUAGCCAUGGAUUUGGAGGAAGACAUUGUGCCGACGUCCUGAACAAAUACGUUUCAACCCCCUGGAAUAUUAGCUUAGCAGAAGUCAUUGGAAUUAUCAUUUUCAUAGCAGGGGUCUUCAUACUGGUUGGGAUAUUUGUCUUCUGCCGCCAAGUCAUCCGGAAGAGGAAGAAGAAAAGCCAGCCAGAACCUGAAGACAAACAUCUGGGAACAACAACAGCAUUCUUGCAAAGGCCGUACUUUGAUUCCAAACUGAAUAAGAACAUUUAUUCUGACAUUCCACCCCAGGUGCCUGUUCGUCCCAUUUCGUAUACUCCGAGCAUUCCAAGUGACUCGAGGAACAAUCUGGACAGGAACUCUUUUGAAGGUUCCACAAUCCCAGAGCACCCAGAGUUUACUACUUUUAACCCAGAUUCCGUUCAUGGCCACAGGAAAGCCGUGGCUGUCUGCAGCGUGGCUCCGAAUUUGCCUCCCCCACCUCCAUCCAAUUCACCAUCAGACAGCGACUCAAUACAGAAGCCCAGCUGGGACUUCGAUUAUGACACUAAAGUCGUAGAUCUUGACUCUUGCCUUUCAAAGAAGCCCCUGGAAGAAAAGGUUUCUCAGCCUUACAGCGCUAGAGAGAGCGUGUCGGAGGUCCAGUCCCUUAGCUCGUUCCAGUCAGAAUCAUGUGAUGAUAAUGCUUCCCUAGUGACUGUAAUACACCUUGUCAAUGCUGUUGUUGACUCGGUGGGAAAAGAAGAGUCUUUCGCUGUUCCCGACCUGAGCAAUUCAAGAGGCUAUCACUGGGAUACCUCUGACUGGAUGCCCAAUGUCCAGCUGCCUGGCAUACAGGAGUAUCCGAAUUACGAGGUGGUUGAAGAGGCGGCACCCCUGUAUACAGAUCCAAAUUCCAUUGAUGCAGACUACUACCCUGGAGGUUACGACAUUGAGAGUGACUUUCCACCUCCGCCGGACGACUUCCCAGUGCCUGAUGACCUCCCACCGUUGCCACCUGAGUACAGUGAUCAGUUUGACUCAAUACAGCAAUCCAGGGACAUGCCUGCUGUAGGCAGCUUGGGGUCACCUGCGAGGAGCAGGCAGAGGUUUAAUCUCAGCCAGUACCUUCCCCAUCACUAUCCGUCAGACCUGUCGGAACCUCAGAACUCAAACAACGGAGUCUCUGGGAAUUACAGAGAACCCUUUGCUCCUUACACAGUAGGGUACAGCAGAGACUUUGAAGCACCCCCCGUAGACAACAUGUCCAUGUCUGUGUAUGCUUCCACAGCUUCCUGCUCCGACGUGUCGGCGUGCUGUGAAAUGGAGUCUGAGGUCAUGCUGAGUGACUAUGAGAGUGGAGACGACGGACAUUUCGAAGAGGUGGUCAUCCCUCCGCUCGAGCCUCAGCACCACACAGAAGUCUGACACCCUUCCUCAAUUAAAAGUGCCUGGAUGUUAAUGAACUUUAAAAAAAUAAAAAAUAAAAUAAGUAUUCUAGAGAAAAAUAUCGGAGAGCUUAUUUUUCUUGGCAGCAAUGCUUGAGCCGCUUUCGUUUCAGUGAGCUAAAACUGGCAUGGCUGCACUGGAUCAUGUAGCUCAUUUCAACUUGUUCACCAUUUCCUGACCUCGUUCCCACCGCUUGACUGAUCACAGGUCUCCCAUUGGCUGUGCCAUUCCCCCCCCAAAAAAAGUGUUUUUUUGUACUUACAUUGUCUAUGUUAAAAAAAUAAAUAAAGCAAAAACACAUACCACUUCCUCAUUUUAGCAUGAUAAAUGUAUUUAUAUCGUUCAAGAGCAAAUCAUUUUUUUCUUAUCUCUUUUUGUAAAUUUUAUGUACAGUUUUGAUUUCGAUAAUUUUAACUAGAUUUUGUAGAUACUUUCGAAAGUUGAUUUCCACUGAUUCUGGUGUUUUUAGUGUGCCGUUAAACCAACACGCCCUGGGUUUUAUGACAUUCAGCAGUUCACUGUUUGUUUGUUUGUUUUCCACAGAAGUGUGACAUUUCAUUUAUAGAUUUCUUAUGUAAUCAUGCAUUUCCAAGUGUACAUAAUUUCCAGCUGUAAAAGAUUCCUGAUACUUUCUGGGUGACGAACAUGGAAAUAUCCCACCUGGGUUUCUGUACUCUAGGACGGUUGCACAUUUUUCCUUUCCUGAAAAGUGUGGGAGGGGGGAACCACUGCAUACCUGUUUAGAACCAAAACCACCAUGGCACAGUUUUAUAGUGUCUGUAUAUUUGUGAUGCAAUGGUCUUGUAAAGGUUUUUACUGAAAUCUACCAUUAGCCAGUCUUUCUUACUGACAAUAAAUUAUUAAUAAAAUACUUUAGCUUUGUU